AUGUACUUAACAAAGCAAAUGUCUCAUUAUGCAUAUAUCUUUUCAGUUGCUGCCAAUGGGAAUUUUCCAGGAGUCGAACCUAAACGACAAAGAACGGCUUAUACUCGACAUCAGAUUCUCGAACUCGAGAAAGAGUUCCACUUCAAUAGAUACCUAACUCGUCGGCGAAGAAUAGAGAUCGCACAUGCACUUUGUCUUUCCGAAAGACAGAUCAAAAUAUGGUUCCAGAACCGACGGAUGAAGUGGAAGAAGGAUAAUAAACUUCCUAACACGAAGAACGUCAAGAAGAAAAACCCAAACAACGCCAACAACACAAAUAAUAACAACAACAAUAGUAAUAAUAAUAACAAUAAUAAUAAUGCCAACAACAACAAUAACAACAACAAUAAUCCGGACCAGCAAAAUGCGAACAGAAUAUCCAACCCUCAGUCUCAGCCACCAACACUACAACCUGUGGUUCAACCUCCUCAACCACCACAUCAUAUGGUUGGUCCAUCUCCUCAUUCCCAACCAAACUCCUUAGUGGUGGAUACAAAGACGGAUUAUGGACUUACAGAACUGUGAUGUUAAAAUGUAAAGUCCUCUUUUUUUUGUGUGUUCGUAACUAUUUCUCACAUUCCAGAACAAUGUAAAAAUGUAUGUAAAAGAUAUUAUGCCUCUUCAGGUAGUUUCUACUGGACUGAACCCAGUGAAAUUUGACUACAGGACACCGUUGGUGCAUGUGAAUUAUUUAACAUUAGAAUUCACAUGGGAUUGUGAAGUCAUCAUGCCUUAAAGUAGAUCGAGAGAUUUAGUAUCCAAACUGAAAGAAAUCAACCUGUUUGGAGGAGAAAGCGUGGUGUGAAAAUGCAUCUCGGAGGUUUCAUUACUUUCAGCGGCUGCCGUUCAUUCAGAUUUCUGAAUGAAAUUAUGCUUUUAUUUGACUCAAACUGAAUCAAGCUUUAAUCUCUAACUGCAGUUUAACCGCAAUUCCAAAUAUUAGUGCAAUAACAUCGGCUCUGAGCUGAUAUUUUCUAGAAGUAAUAAUCGAAAGCAGAGUUAAAGCUUGUGAAGGUUUACUGUGAAUUCAUGUUCUUGUUUCCGUCAAUACUUGUAUAUGAAUUACUAUGAAAAUUACUUAGUAAAUUUAAUGAAUUCUUAAAGUUAUCAGCAUCAGGCAAAAACAGCACUUUGAACUAAAGAUUUCACAAUUUUCUGAAGUGGUCUUCUUUAGUAGUCUAGGAUCUUAGCAAAUAAAAGUAAAUACACAUUCGUCUAUUUCUUUUUUUGAAAUAAAGGAAUAUUUGGUUGAAUGUAACGAAACAUCUUUUCGUAGAAAAAAAGAACUGUUUGUAAACAUUUUUUUUUUAAAUAUAUGUAUUUUGAACCAUUUGUUAUUCAUACUAUCGUACUAGACGCUGAGUAAACUAAACAAUUUAAAUAACAUAAGAAAUGAACGAAAUGCUUUAGCUGAUAACAAAAGUUGUAAAUAUGUUAAAAAAUUAAAAUCCAUGGAAAUGAAAGCAAGUUAUUAUUAUUAAUACUGCCCAAAUAUCGGCAGGAGAAAUAAGCAAAAAUGCUUGAAAAAUUAAUUCUAUAAUUAAUAAUGUUAGAAUUUUAAACAGAAAAUUGUCAUGAAUACUAUAAUAAACUGUUAUUAUUUUAACUUUCGACCAGGCGAUGCUCUUAGAUUGUCGGUACUCUGAGAAAGAGGAUUCGUGAUGCACUUUUCCAGCUGCUACAUUAAAUUAACCUUGAACUUAAUUACAUGAUUGGGGACGGAAACUGCUGUGAAUGACGAGUCGUUCUUCUUCAGCUUCCGUACCUUUCUGACGUAACAGGAAAUAGACAAAGAAAUUCCAAUCAUGCUGCCUGUCAGUUGUAUUAUUAUAUGAAUUAUUAUUCUCGAAAGCAUUUAUGUACAGAGAUAAGAUAUAUAUAAGCUAAUGCAUAUUCAAAAUUUUUUGAAAAGUUAAUAAAGAAUGUAUUGAACUCCAAAUUUAUUGUAUUUUAGUUUAAAACUGCAUAGUCAUAGUGCCUAGUCUGCGUCUAAGUUAUAAGAAAGUCAUUAAGCAAUACUAAACCAUAAUUAUUCUGUUUACUUUAAAUUUCUAUAUUUACUUUCAAAAAAUAAAAAUAAAAAUUCUCAUUGUGAUUAAAACAUUAAAAAAUUUGACAAAGUGAAUUGUAAAAUUGAUUUUAGGAACAGAAUUGGUCUUCUGCAAUAAUAUCUAUCAAUAUAAAUUCUAUAAAAUUUAUGCUGAGUUCAAUUGCCUAUAAAGUGAAUGCUCAAAUGACCCACUGAAAUAUUUUAACAGUAAACUUCUGAGAUGCAUUUUAUCACAAGACGAAAUGAGAAAUGUUCUGAGUGCAUACACGUAGUUUGCUCGUUUCGGAUUAUUUCAAUGAACUGAAACUGAAAAUGUCAACUGCCUAUUUCAUCUAGAUGUGUACAGUAUAUCCCUUUUUACGUCCACUGGUACUGAAAAGAAGACUGUGCGUUCAUCUGCACGAGGAUUAGGAAAAGCAGACUAAGGAAAAAGCACUUGUUUUAUUUAUGUAUUUAUCAUAUUGUAAAAUGGAUUCUACUUAAAAAGUGUAUAAAAGGAGGUGUUGCUUUCAAUUGUUAGUUCUGAAAGUAGAUUUGAGAAGUGAUUUUUUUCGUUGUUUUUAAACAGCAGUGUCAGACUCCUGCGUCUCAGAGUGAUAAAAAACUAUCUUCAUAUAUUUCAGUGAAAUAUUGCAAAACAAAUUGCAAAAAAAUGUGUUGUUUAAGGUAUGUGUCAUUUCAGAAGGGUGUUAUUAAAUGUUCUUUGGUUAUUUUUAAGGGUGUAGCAUGUUUAAAACAUGGCACUUCCAAGUUGCCACUCGAUGAACAAGGUACAAAGUCACAUAUUUUCUUUAAAUAUUAUAAAAGGUUCCUUUAUCCUCAGUUUGGAAAAAACGAGUUUAGUAAUUUUGAAUCAUAUGUUUUACAAUAACUUCAUUAUCGACUUUAUUCAACUUCAUUAUCGACUUCAUUUUCUUAGUAUUUGUGCUACUAUAAUAACUUCUGAUUUAGAAUGAAAGUGUACUCAGCUUAAAAAACAAUCUCAGGGGGCUUUCUAACUGUGUAUACUCUGUAGUGAUUGUUGUACCUGCUGAGCAGAGAAUUAUUUUUAAUGUGCAUUUUUUUUCCCUGAAAAUUUUUAUGUUUACAUUUCACUUUUCAUUUUUUGUUAUGUAAAAUAUUUGCAUUUUAAAUGUAGUGAUGGUAAAAUACUCGAGUGCGUUUAACAUUUCAUAAAGUAGCCUUUUACUUUCUUUUUCGCAUAGUCUUAUAUCAUUAGAAAAAAAAAAAAAUUUAUGCUUCCUAGAAGGUAAUUUUAGAAAACGCGCAAUCUGCUGACAUAAAACUACGUGCAUUUUAAUUAAAAUUUUAUCAAAUGAAAGAUGCUGUCAAAUUAAGAAAAAACGAAACUUGAAUAAGACAUAAACGAAUAAAACAGCAAUAAGUCAUUUAAUAAAAUAGUGCAAUCAAUGUGAACACAAUUUUUAUACUAUUCUGGGCUUAAAUAUUCAACUGCAAAAAAAAAAAAAAAAAAAAAAAAAAAAAAAAUCAUUCCGAAUUGCAUUAUAUUAUAUCAUUUUACAGUGAUAGCAAACAUUAUUGGUAAUUGAUUUAUUAUAAUGGUAGAAGCUGAGGUGAAAAAUCUGAAGCUUAACACUCCAAUUGAAGAAAUAAAAAUUCUCUCUAUUCUAUAACAUUUGUCAGAAUCAUUGAAACGAAUCUAGUUUUCUAAGGUAAUUGAAUUCUACAGUUUGUACAAGGUGAUCGGCUACAGCUGCACAUACUGCAAAAUACAUUCGGAAUGACAUAUUGAGUAAUACUUGUGAAAAGUCAGCCCAUAAGGUAGUUAAGUGCCGUCUAAUUGCAUGGUGACAUUUUCUUAUUGUUCCCAAUCGAAAGCAAUGCUGGAGACGAUAGCUUCGCCUUUUUUUGUUUCGGUACGGAAAAGGAAAAUUGAAUUGAAAAAUCUGUGAAAGCGCUUCAUAAGGACGCGACAAGCCAGUGACAAUGUUGCUCCCUAUAAGAAAAAUGGUCUCCCCACGGCGCGAUUCGAUCGGCUUGAAAACCUUCAACGAUUCCUUUAUGGAAAGCUGGUGAAGGCAUAGAGGGUAGUGAGAAGGGGCGAGAAAAUGAUGGGAGUUUAAACUGCGCCAGUGUCUGACAUGAACCUUAACUGGAUGAUGGAAGUUCCCUGGAAGGUUGCCAACAUCCCAGUUGCAACCAUCCGUUCCCUCUUGAAGACACGGCGUCGCGGCGUCCUUGUCUCAGAGCCGCUAAUGUCUCGCUUUGUGAAUUGCACAAAUGACGUCAGCGAGAUUUAUUCGCUCAGUUUCAGAUUAAGACAACUUGCUGGUGGAAAAUUUAAUUUUUCGCACUCUUUCAAACUUUCAGCUCCCCCUUUUUUUACACUUAAAUAGUAGAUAAAACUUAUUUAAUUAUUAUCGUUCACAAUAUUUACACAAAAUCUCGAUAACCUGUAAGGCCAUUUUUAAUUUAGGCAAAAUCAGAAAAUAAAAACUUAGAUAAAUAGUAACAUAAGAAUACGGUACAUCUAAAAUUUUAUUAAGUAAAAUGUCUAACUUACCAAUGCUUAAAGUUUCUAAAAAAAGAAACCCUUAAUGUGUUGGACCCGGCAGUGGGUAUUUAAAAUUUUUGUAUGCCUCAAAACUCAAGAUUUGGCCUUAAAUUUCAAACCUCUAAAAACAAUAUAUUGUUAUAAUCUUGAAUAUAAAUACAAAAGUAACCUAUUUAAUGAAUUGUUAUAUAAGUGAAUUAUCAUUUUUCGUAGCAUUAUUUAAUUAAAAAAAUAAUUUCCAAAAAAAUUCCUUAAUUUUCAAAAUAUUUCAGAUAGAAGUAGCAUAUGAGGCUAUCUAGUAUAUAUCUAAUUUCAGAUAGAAUGAGUAAUUGAGUUGAAAUUUUUUAUAUUUAAAAAAAAAAACUGAUAUUCAUGCGGUACUUUUUAAUUAACAACGGGAAGGAAACAUUAGCCAUCUAUAAAUAAUUAUUUUUUCAUUCAGAUAAAUUUCUUGAAUGACAUUCAAUUUCAGAAUUUAGUAGUAUGUUAGAUCUUUUAAAGAUUCCAAUAUCUAGUAAUAAUUAAAAGAAAAAAAAUCAUUUAAUUUAUUACAGAUUCAGCAUUUUAUGUGUCGCAAUUAAGUACCUGUUUCAUCAUAUCAAUAUACUAUGAUUACAAUAAAGUAUUUUAAAUUUUAAAAAAAUGUCAUAUUUCGAGUAGUUGAAAUACUAAAAGGUUAGUGCUUUAAUUAAAUCUUAAUUUUUCCCCUAUACAUUCAUGUGCGGUAAAUGUUUUCAUACGUUUUAAAAGCAAUAGUUCUCUCUCUCAACUUUAAAUUCAAGUGGCAAAUAUAUUCUGCCAGUUUCCCGAAGAAGCGAAGGAAAGAGGAAAGUGUUAAGUAAACCUAAAGGAAAGAUGUUAAGCAAUUAUUUACGCAACCAAAUCAGAUCUCCUGAUCUGAUGCAUCAUUAGCAAUCAUUAGCACUCCAAAGAAGACUGUGAUAGUGCCUUUAUUUAUACUUAUCACGCAAGAUAUUUUCUCUAUAAAAGCUCAGUUAUUGCUAUUACAAAAUUAAUGUUUCAAAAAAUUAGUAGCGAUUCUGAUUAUAUAGCCUCUUUAUCUGUUUUUUCUUGCAUUAAAUGCUAUGAGCACAUGAUUCUGUUUUUAAUUUCAAGCAAAAGCGAACGCUGGACACCUUCACUGCUUAAAGAUUCAAAGCGUGUAGUGAAACUUUGGUUGGUCUUUCUCUGCUCAGAGCAUUUCGCAAAUUUCAUCAAUCAAAUCCUUAGUUAUCUGAUCGUGUCCGCAUCAGAUGUUAUCGCUUCCCUUCCACUUGCGCUGACAACAAACACGAAAAAACUGCCCUAUCCAUUGUAAAAUUACUUUUCCACAUGUAAGGACUUCUCUGCUUUAAAUUUCAACAAUAGACUUCCAUUCAAUCAUUCUGGUCAAACUUUACAGUAAGAAAAUGGAUUAAACAGAUGAAAAGAUUGACUUAUAGAAUACUAAAUAAUCAUUCAGCUCAUGCAAUAUUUUAUCUUAAUUCUUUUCCUUAUAUUAUAAAUUAUCUUGAAAAUCAUAGAAAAUGAAAUAUGAGCAUUAUGUAAAAGAUAUUUUAGAAAAGAUUUAAAAUUUACAUUUCCAGCUAGAUUUCUGCCAAGUUCCUUUCAUAAACAAAUUAAAAGUAUACUUAAACUUUUUUGUUUUUUUUCAGUUUCACUAAAAAAAAAAAAAAAAAAAAAAAAAAAAAAAAAAAAUGUGUAACGGAAGGAAGAAGACAAAAAGGAAAUUUAAAGAAUUUUUUUUUCCGUGAGUGGUCUUUAAUGGUGUUAAGAUUUUAAGACAAAUAAAGCAAAAAAAUUGUUUAAAAUCGGCUUAUUGAAUACACUACAUGAAUAUCUUACUCGAAUACACAUAUGUUCCAAACGUUUUAUGAAAAUUUUAUUAAUAAAUUCAAAAAUGAAUAGAUUAACACUGGUCAGGUUCUAUUACUGAUCAAAUUUAUUAUAAAGGGGAUUUUUUUAUAUUUAAUGUGAUCAUUUAUUACUUUAAGAUUUGAAACAAAAUCUUAAAAUAUCAGUAAAUUCUGACCUAAAUCGUAUGUUAAAAUAUUAAGGAAAACAUGCAGAAGAAUAUCAAUAAUAUAAAUACUGCAUUUUUUUUUUUUCUUCUAUUUUGGUUCUAAUCUAAAUAUACUUCUCCGGUCAUAAUAUGUAACAACAUGCAAGAUAGGAAAGCAUAGUUACAGAGUCUAACUUUGUUGCAUUCUAUUUAAGGCCAUUAUUCUGUUGAACACUCAAAGCAAAUUAAAGUUAAAAUUUGAAUGAAAUAUAAUAAUAAUAUACACAUAAUAAUAAUACUGUUAUUUUUGUCUUUUAUUGCUAAUGCAACAAUUUCCUUUUCCUCAGACAACUAAAAAAUUUUAAUUUCAAGUACUUUUUUUUUUUUUUUUUUUUUUAAUACUUAAGCUACCGAGGGAACUGUCAAACGCACUCAUAUUCGUUAAACCAGUGAAACUGUGUUUCCUUUUGCAUUUGUUUUUAAAUGCAUCAAAAAACACAUAAUGCCACGUCCAAACUGAAAACCAAACUUAGCCAAUUGUACAUGCUUGUCUUUCCCAAAUACGAAUAUACUUCAUACAUUUUAAAGAAAGAUUUAUAAAAUAGAAUCUAUUGCAUUAGGUUUUAAAACCUCAGUCAUGUUUUAAGUUUUAAAUGAUUUCGAUUCAUUUAUUGAAGUGUUAUGCACUCUAGUGUUGCACGUCAGUCUCCUGCCAUUAAACGAAUUAUGAAAUCAAGAGUAUGAUGUUUUAAUAUUAAAAUAAAUAUUAGCAAGUUCUAUGUAUAGAAUCAUUUCAGUGUUUUAUUAAUUGAUAUUAACUGUUCGUAUUCUGGCUUUAUGCUGUUGUUUUCAUUAGCGAAAAUACUUACAUGUGAAGUCCAUGAACCUUUUAUGUUGUAAAAAGAAGCUGACAAAGCAAACCAUCUGUUGUUAAAAUCUGAAUGUUCACCACGACUAAAUAUAUUUAUGUUUGUGAUUUUGAGGUAUUUUCUUGUGACUCAAUUAAUACUGCUCAGUUUUUCAUUUGUUUUCAGCAAUGUAUGUGUAAUUUAAGUGCGUUUUAUUACGUUGUCAAAGAAUUAUGUUAUUGUUGUUGACUUUCCUGUGAAGUUGAAUUUGUUGUUCCCGUUUUUAUGAUUUUAUUUAAGAAACUGCAAAACUACCAUUCCAUGGGAAAAAAAAAAUAAAUAAAUAAAUCUUAAAAUUUUGUUCUUUAAAGACAAAAGGGGAUCAUUAAUUAGGCAUUUCUGAAAGCUGUUAGUUUUGAAAAUCAGAAAAGCCAUUGUGAUAAUUAAUUACUGAUUGCAUAUAUAUAUAUAACAGUCAGUUCAGAUAAAUUCAGUACUUGCUAUGCUGUAAAUUUACAUCAAAGCUGAUCCUCCUACCGUGAAAGUUUUCAAGCGUAAAAUUUCCCUAAAUGUAUGUUGUUAUAAUAUAGAAAAGGGAUUUUGUUUCAUCUUCUGAAGCAAUUAUCAAUGGUGUAAAACAUUUUUAUAUUUUGCACCUAUCAUGUAUUUUGUAUAUUAGAUAACACACGGUGCAAAGACUGUGAUCUUACAAAGCCAGUAAAACUUUACUUAGGUGUUUAUUGCAAGUGAGCCCAAUCCUGUAAUCAAGGAAUUUAAAACCUAACAAGGGAAAAAAAUAAAUAAAAAACAGUUAACUUAAACUUUAUUAAAACUGAAAUAUGUUGUUUCAUUAAUCAAAUAUUAUAAAAACAAAAGAGGUUGUGGAUAAUGCAUAUUUUAUGUCACUUAUUUUUAAAUAUCCAGUUUUUUGUUUGAUUGUUGUUUUAAAACAUCCGAAUUAAAUGCAAUGAAUGCAUCGAAAGUUUACGUACUGAGUUCUGAAUGAAUAAACUAAACAUCUAUCAAGU
This is a messenger RNA of Stegodyphus dumicola, 8482 nucleotides long. Its product is annotated as homeobox protein Hox-B4-like. Gene Ontology annotation, cellular component: nucleus; nucleoplasm. Gene Ontology annotation, biological process: anterior/posterior pattern specification; positive regulation of transcription by RNA polymerase II. Gene Ontology annotation, molecular function: RNA polymerase II cis-regulatory region sequence-specific DNA binding; DNA-binding transcription factor activity, RNA polymerase II-specific. The record is from RefSeq and is a predicted model, not a curated record. NCBI's taxonomy places the organism in Eukaryota, Metazoa, Arthropoda, Arachnida, Araneae, Eresidae.